GGCGCACGUUAAUGAGAUUAGCAAUUAAAAAGCGAGUGAGCAGCCGCGGCUGAGGCGCGCGGGGCCACCCCCAGGCCGAGCGGGCGGGUCGUCCGGGCUGCGGCGCUCCGAAGCAGCCCCACGCGGCGCCCGAGGGGGAGCCGGCGCCCAGUUCGCGGCCAUGGAGAAGUCGCGUCCGCUGUGGGCCAACCCGCUGCAGUUCGUCUUCGCCUGCAUCUCGUACGCCGUGGGCCUGGGCAACGUGUGGCGCUUCCCCUACCUGUGCCAGAUGUACGGCGGAGGCAGCUUCCUGGUGCCCUACCUCGUCAUGCUCAUUGUGGAGGGCAUGCCUCUGCUGUACCUGGAACUGGCUGUGGGGCAGCGCAUGCGGCAGGGAAGCAUCGGCGCCUGGAAGACCAUCAGCCCCUACCUUGGUGGUGUCGGCCUGGCCAGCGUGGUGGUGUCCUUCUUCCUGUCCAUGUACUACAACAUCAUCAACGCCUGGGCCUUCUGGUACCUCUUCCACUCCUUCCAGGAUCCCCUGCCAUGGUCCGUGUGCCCGCUGAACGACAACCACACGGGCUACGACGAGGAGUGCGAGAAGGCGUCCUCCACGCAGUACUUCUGGUACAGGAAAACUCUCAACAUCUCCCCGUCCAUCCAGGACAGCGGGCGCGUGCAGUGGGAGCCGGCGCUCUGCCUCGUCCUGGCCUGGCUGGUGGUGUACCUGUGCGUCCUGAGGGGCACCCAGUCCACUGGCAAGGUGGUAUACUUCACCGCGUUGCUGCCUUACUGCGUGCUCAUCAUCUACCUGGUCCGGGGCCUCACGCUCCACGGAGCCACUAACGGCCUAGCCUACAUGUUCACGCCCAAGCUGGAGCAGCUGGCCAACCCCAAGGCCUGGAUCAACGCGGCCACCCAGAUCUUCUUCUCCCUGGGCCUGGGCUUCGGCAGCCUGAUCGCCUUCGCCAGCUACAACGAGCCGUCCAACAACUGCCAGAAGCACGCCAUCAUCGUGUCCCUCAUCAACAGCUCCACUUCCAUCUUUGCCAGCAUCGUGACCUUCUCCAUCUACGGCUUCAAGGCCACCUUCAACUACGAGAGCUGCUUGAACAAGGUGAUUCUGCUGCUGACCAAUUCCUUUGACCUGGAGGACGGCUUUCUGACCACCAGCAACCUGGAGCAGGUGAAGGGCUACCUGGCGUCCACCUUCCCCGGCAAAUACAGCGAGGUGCUCCCGCAGAUGAGAAACUGCAGUCUGCAGGCAGAGCUGGCCACGGCGGUCCAGGGCACCGGCUUGUCUUUCAUCGUCUACACCGAGGCCAUUAAGAACAUGGAGGUGUCCCAGCUGUGGUCAGUGCUCUAUUUCUUCAUGCUGCUGAUGCUGGGCAUUGGGAGCAUGCUGGGGAACACGGCGGCCAUCCUCACGCCUCUGACCGACAGCAAGGUUGUCUCUAGCCACCUGCCCAAGGAGGCUAUCUCCGGUCUGGUGUGCCUCGUCAACUGUGUCAUCGGCCUGGUGUUCACCAUGGAGUCUGGCAACUAUUGGUUCGACAUAUUCAAUGACUACGCGGCCACACUGUCCCUGCUGCUCAUCGUGCUGGUGGAGACCAUUGCUGUGUGUUACGUGUAUGGGCUAAGGAGAUUUGAAAGUGACCUUGAGGCCAUGACCGGUCGUGGCCUGAACUGGUACUGGAAGGCCAUGUGGGCCGGCGUGAGCCCCCUGCUCAUCAUCAGCCUCUUUGUCUUCUACCUGAGUGACUACAUCCUCACGGGGACCCUGCAGUACCAAGCGUGGGACGCCUUCCAGGGUCAGCUCGUGACCAAGGACUACCCCCCAUACGCCUUGGCCGUCAUCGGGCUGCUGGUGGCCUCCUCCAUCAUGUGCAUCCCCCUGGUGGCCCUGGGGACUUUCAUCACACGCUGUCUCAAGAGGGGAGACACGCCCCCCACGGCCUGAGGACUGGGCUUCCCAGAGACCAUGCUCAGCUGCUCCCUGUCCGGCAGCUACGACUUAUAGACGGUAUCUCCUUGGCUGCUUGGAACAAUAUUUGCUCCAGAAACACUCAGCCUGUUGUCUUCCUGAGUUCGUCAAGAAGGACCGUGGAGGAAGAAGGUUCCCUUGGGAGGACCCACACCCCACCAGCGGAGCAGCCCCUGCUCCUCUCUGCGCCCCUCCUUGUGACCAGAGAUGCAGGCUUUUCAAGGCCAGUCUGCAAGACAACUGCUUUCUUGACUCUAGGGAAGCCUAGAAUUAGGCCACCCUGUGAGCUGAAAUUUGACUAUAAUUUUCAUGGAAUAAAAUUUAAGCGACUUUUUA
This is a messenger RNA of Mustela lutreola (European mink), 2299 nucleotides long. It is a transcript of the gene SLC6A20, whose product is annotated as solute carrier family 6 member 20. The transcript has 11 exons. The record is from RefSeq and is a predicted model, not a curated record. The coding region runs from base 161 to 1939 and encodes 592 amino acids. Gene Ontology annotation, cellular component: plasma membrane. Lineage: Eukaryota; Metazoa; Chordata; Mammalia; Carnivora; Mustelidae. Gene Ontology annotation, molecular function: L-proline transmembrane transporter activity. Gene Ontology annotation, biological process: sodium ion transmembrane transport.